This is a messenger RNA of Aedes aegypti (yellow fever mosquito), 5889 nucleotides long. RefSeq lists its product as uncharacterized. Gene Ontology annotation, cellular component: nucleus; cytoplasm. The transcript has 7 exons. The coding region runs from base 603 to 4262 and encodes 1219 amino acids. Gene Ontology annotation, biological process: signal transduction; peptidyl-serine phosphorylation; endocytosis. Lineage: Eukaryota; Metazoa; Arthropoda; Insecta; Diptera; Culicidae. The record is from RefSeq and is a predicted model, not a curated record. Gene Ontology annotation, molecular function: protein serine/threonine kinase activity; ATP binding.
AACAAAAAAAAUCCCGUCCAUAAUCGAGAAAAAACGAAACACCUUCUCCAUCACGGUUCUCGAAAGUAGUGAAAUGAAGUGUAAUUUUCGUGCGGAAAAACGUCGUGAAACUAGUUGAAAGUGCGUCUAUCGUAAAGUGAAGACCGUGCGGAAUCGAACGCGGGUGUUUUCCGGUCCAGUCGCGGCGUAUUUCCGGUGGAAAAAGUGCUUUGGAAAAGUGUCGUCUGGAUUUUGGUGUUUCAGGUUGAUCGAGCCGUCGUUCGUUCAAAAAACGGACCACGGCAUGAAUGGCUGCUGCUUCGUGCAUAGAAACUGAGCUGCCUUCGAAGCGGAAUAUUGACGGAGCGAAAUUCGGGCUGUAAUCAAGCCAUCUCCCCAACGGCAGCAAACUAAACUUACACUCACACCCUGAAGACGGGACGGUCGGACGUUUCUCGCGUUCCACUUCGCUGCUGCGCCAAGUGCUGAGACUAUACCAAAACAACAGUAAAUCUAAAACCUUACGGCGACGAAAACGAAGGGAAACAAGUUCAAAAACCUCUUCUCGGCCAUCGCAAAAAGCCCGAGCAAAGCGCCAUCACAAUUUCCCCCUGCGGAAUAAUAUGGGCAAGCGACAUGCCGCGGACAGCGAGAAUCACCAGUACGAAACGCCCCAGAAGCGCCAGAAGGUUUCCAUUGAAACCCCCACCAGCUGCAGUCCGGCUCUGAACGUGAGCUUUCAACUUACGAGGGAGUUCGUCGAUGGCACCAUUCUGACGGAUCUGUCGCUCAAGGACUGGCGCAUCGGAAAGCCAAUAGGCAAAGGCAGCUUCGGGGAGAUCUUCCUCGCGUCGGACAAUGUCUCCAAGCCAGUCACAAGUGAAAAUGCCAAAUACGUGGUCAAGAUCGAACCGCACUCCAACGGGCCACUGUUUGUAGAGAUCCACGCACUGCUCAACACGGCUAAAAGAACAGAAUCCAAUCCCAUUCCCCCGGGCAUGCCAGAAUACAUCGCAUCCGGAUCGCAUUACUUCAAAGAUGAACGCUAUCGCUUCCUGAUCCUGAAACGCUACCAACGGGACUUGAACUCGUUGAUCAAAAACAAACGGGUCGAUCCGAAAAGUAUUCCCAUCAUUGCUUGCCAGAUAUUGGACGUCUUGGAGCAUCUGCACGACAAGGGUUACGUCCACUCGGACAUCAAAGCGGAAAACCUGAUGAUCGGGAAGGUGCCAGUUUCGGAGCUGACCAACGUCAAGAGCGCAAAACUGCUGAUUAACAAAUGUGCAAACGGUGAAAACUCGCCAAAUAAAAAGAAGACUGUAUCCGGUGGCGAAGGCGGCGGAGGUUACAAUGGCUUGCUAUCGACACCAACCGUAACGGUAAAGAAGGCUGUUGAGUUUAGCGGAUCGAAUCCGGUGCGAUCCUGUCGGGGCAAUGGCGUUGCCGAGUCGGAGAUCUAUCAGAAUAUGGUCAAGUCGCACUAUCUGCGCCCAUUGAAAAAUAUCGUUUACCGGGAUGACAGCGACGAUGAGGAUCAUAAAAAUAGCAAAAAUAAGCGCAAACGAAGGAAGGACGGGGAUAACAGCAAGUCGUUCUUCUACCACAUUACGACCAAAAAUGUGAAUGAAAAUUUCAAGCAGAUUGAUGUGCAUAUUAGUCGAAAUGGGGCGGCAAUAAAGGUAGAAGCUAAGGAAAAGGAUGAGCAGAAGAAGCAGAAGCAGGCUGGCACUGGACCUAUGGAGGAACGGAUUCAUUUGAUUGAUUUCGGAUUGGCUUCAAAGUUUAUGGACAGUACGGGUCAGCACAGGCCGUUCUGCAUGGACCAGCGACGGGCUCACGAUGGCACGCUGGAGUUCACUUCCCGGGAUGCGCAUAUGGGUGCGCAUGCGAGACGAAGCGAUUUGGAGUGUUUAGGUUAUAAUCUCAUCUUCUGGAGCCGCGGUUUCCUUCCCUGGAAGGACGAAAAGAUGCUCAAUCAACCGGAGCAGGUACACCGUAUGAAGGAGUACUUCAUGACAGAUGUCCGCGAAAUGCUGAAAACCAUCUACGGCGAGGACUGCCCCAAAUAUCUGGGCGAUUUCCUUCACUACGUGGGCGGAUUGACGUACGAUGAUCGGCCGGAUUACGACUACCUUCGGUCCUUGUUCUUCCAAGAGCUGCAACGGUUAGGAUACAAGCCGAAAUCUCGCCUCAAACUGAUCGUGGAGGACAUCGCCAAGCUGAGCCAGCGGCUAACCUCUCAGGACGAAGCGGAAUCCACCAACAAGAUCAACCACGUCAAAUCGUUGAUGAAGCUAGGCGUUCUGCCGUACCGCGAAAGCACUCUGCACAACAAAACCACAUCGCCGAAAAAUCUCCGCUCCAAACGGGACAGCGCACGAACUCCCGCCAACGGAAAAUCCCACGGCGGCAAAGGUUCCACCCACAAGAAGGAGAAGAAGUUUUGCUGGUCCGAGAUCCUCAGCACCGAUCCGGACCAGAUUGCGCGCGAGCGAGCGGAGAAGGAAUUCGAGCGGGCCGACCAGAUGGAAGAGGUUGUGAUUAGGUACAGCGGUAAUCCGACGUACGCGAUCAGGGAGCUUGAGAACAAAACUUCCAACGCUUUGGAUUACAUAGAGAGUGAAGACUACAUCAAAGGCUACACCAAACCGAUGAUGGACAUCCUGAGGAAGCGACAAUCGCAGCUCAUGAGGGAUAUCACCCAGGCGAAUGGUUUUAGCAGUAAUGGUGUGAAGAAACCACCCGACGUCAAGCACCGGGAUAAGACGAUGGUUGAAGCGGAACCGGAAGAGGAUGAAGAAAUGGAGCAGGAAGAUGAUGAGGAUGCACAGGAGGACGACAGUGAUAAUGAAGAAGAGGAGGACGAAGAGGAAGUGGCAGCGGAAGAGGAAGAAGAAGAUGGUGAAGAGGAAGCAGAAGAUGAGGAAGAAGACGAGGAAGCGGAUUCCGGCAAUGACGAUGUUGACGGAGAAGAAGAAGAGGAAGUGGAGGAAGAGCAGAUCCAUGAUAGGAGAAAACUAACUCAGGGUAAAAGGCAGGUAGCUCGGAAGAUGGGUCGAACGACAAAGGCGGCCACCAUUAGGAAAGAAGAAAGUGAUAGUGAUUUUAUUAAUGACGUCGAAGAGGAGGAGGAAGAAGAGGAAGAUGAACAGGUGAACGGCGAAGAGGAAGCGGAGAAACAGGAUUCGGAAGUAGACGAGAAAGCGGAAGAAUCGGAAGGCAGUGAAGUGAUAGGUAAACCGCGAACCGUGCGUAGACGACAGCUACUGUCGGAGAGUAGCGACCAGAAGGAUAGCGAUUUUAACGAUCAAGAAAGCUCGGAGUACGAAAGCCGAGGCUCGCGUGGCCAUCGGAAGCCAGGUGGCCGACAAAGACUGAACCGGGAUCGGUCCAAGCCCGGUCACAAUAAUCAUCAACCCUACUCAAAAGCCAACGCCGGCAACAACAACAAAAAAGUUCCUGUGAUAGCCAGAAAUAACAAUAAUAAUAAUAACCACCACCACCAUAAGCCGUAUUACGGAGACGUGGACGAUUCCUCCCACGAUGCUCCGCCGCAGCACCACGACCGGGAGCAGCAGCAAAAGUUCCGGCUUAUGAAGCGUCGUAAAUCCGGCCUUCGAGAACGGAUACGACCGACCGCGCGCAGCAUUAACUAUCAGGAUGAUCUGCAUCAGAAGAAAUCCCGCAAAAGGUCCGCCAAGCGGUACAGCGACGAUGAAGACUACUGCCAAGUGGACGAAUCUUCCUGCAGUUCGAGUCAUUCGGCUACCUCGGUCGGAUCCGCCAGUACAGCAGUUAGUUCGGAUUUCUCCGAGUAUUCAGAUCAAGCUGUUCCAAAGCGGAAGUCCUCCCGGAAACGCGUGAUACCAGCCUUCUCCAACAGCAGCCGCUCGGCCCUUUCGUCCAACUCCCGAUCCUCUUCCGUGCAUAACGUGGCAGCUAAUGGCGGAGUUACCACUGCCACCACCAACGGCCAUGGGAUCUUCUCCGGUCGUCGGAUAUACCCGGACGACGAGGAUGACUUCUUCGACGACGAUGACACUCGGGAUAUGGACUACAGUCCGGUGAAAAACAAACGUACCAACCGGAAACCAAUCAACUCCCGGAAGACCAUUACUUCAUUGAAGAAGCGAAACGGCGAGAGCAAAGGAGGAUCAACGGCCGGUUCGACCGCCGCUGGGUUACCUGGCAGCUGUGCCGUGGCCGCCGUCUCCAAAGGCGGUGUCGUUGCCGGACUUCGGGGCAGACGCGAUCAUGCGAUCCGCACCUACAGUCGAGGAUAGUUGACGGUGGACCGUCGGCAAUCGAAGGAGAGCCGCCAUCGUUUGGGUUGCUGCAGUGGCGCUGCGGAGCGGCCAAUGCCCGACAAAAGCCCUAUUCGGAUGGAGCGACGGAACUACUACUGCUUCCGCGGGACGAAGAUCACCCGACAGGUGUUGUAAGUGUGACAUUAGGAAUUUUAAUUUUCUUUUUCUUGAACCAUGUUUAGUACGUGUAUGCAACUGUUCUUUUACAAAUUUUGUUAACUAGCAAAAGUUCGUGGAGAUUACAACCAAUUUGUAUACUGGCAGUACUGGAUUCGGGGUAGUAAACCGAUGAUUCCGCAGGUAAUCACAAGAAUAUUUCUUUUUUGUUCAGAAUUUUCAUUAUUCAAUGGCGUAUUAAGAUGUGGAAAUAGUUGUGUGCAUAAAGCCGAUAUCAGUCAAACAUUAUUUAACAUUUAUCUGUUUUAAACCGUUUUUCUGUUGCCUUUCUACAUCCAUGAUCUUGCCGAAUAAUUUUAUUUAUUCUCAAAUAAACCAGUUCGGAUGUUUGUCUUUUUUGUAAAGAACUUCGUUUCAGUAGAAGUGAUCUAACAGUUCCAGUUGUCAAAUUUUGUUGACCAGUGUUGGACCUUCCGUUUGGACCUCCCAAAGAAAAGUAUGUAUGAUAUGACCUAACGCAAUUUUGUUCUAUUUGUAGAGCACAGAACGACAUAAAUUGAUGCGGCAUCUUUGUAAGAUAGAAGUCUGUACUUUUCAAUAAUAUUCCAAUAUACAUAUAUAAAUAGAAUCUAUCAAAUUCGUGUAUCUGUAGUAGAUUAAAUAAAUUAAUGAAAGAAAGCUAAGUUCACCCUUCGGGGGCACUGCUAUAGGAAUAUGAAGCAAUUUUAAUUCAAACUCCACCUUUUAAUGAACAUAGAAUCAUUGAAAGAAAGCUCUUUUUAAGGAACGAGACAACCUAUGGGAACCAAACUGGUUCCGUCAAACUUUACCAAGAUGCAAUUAUGAAUAAUCCCAGUUAGUGAUGAAAAUAGCUCUUUAUAGUAAUCCAAGAAACCGUACCGUAUGUCAAUCCGAUGAUGACCCAAAUUGUUAAUAAACUGUGAAGAAUCUCCUCCGCAAAAUGUUCCAUUCUGUUACACAUUUUCUUUUGGUAGAAAUUUAAAUCAGGUGCAGGUUUCCAAGAAAACAUCUGCUUCCGUAGCUAAAAUUCCUAUAAAACAAAUACAAUCAAACUGUUGACAUGGUUGUUCCCUUUUUGACGCUUCAUAGAGCAAAUGCCGAUCGAUCUCCUUGUUGUUGAUGAAUCGCCCCCUUAUCCCUAAAUACCAACUUUUCACUAUUGAUUGUGAAUCAUGGCAGUUAUUUCCCUGUGCAUAAAAAAGCCGGCGUUUUCUACUGCAGUAAAAUUGUAUAGACGAACUAAAUUGAUCAUAGGAAUCCGUAUAAAAGCUACUCAAUGAGCGAACAGCGUCAUCCUAAAUAGAUGUAUUGGAAAAUAGUAAGCAAAAAUAAUCAUGUAAUAAAUAUUAUAAAUAAAAAUAAACCAACCCUAUGCAUUAUACCACAUUACUUUACACUGAGAAGAAAAUAGCAAAAUGCCGUUAAUUCAAAACUCAGAACAGCAGAAAUUAAUCUUAAUGCAAAA